Messenger RNA from Phycomyces blakesleeanus NRRL 1555(-), 393 nucleotides. RefSeq lists its product as hypothetical. The record is from RefSeq and is a predicted model, not a curated record. NCBI's taxonomy places the organism in Eukaryota, Fungi, Mucoromycota, Mucoromycetes, Mucorales, Phycomycetaceae. The coding region runs from base 1 to 393 and encodes 130 amino acids. The transcript is spliced from 3 exons.
AUGUCCACGCCUGCUGUCGCUCUACCUUCAAAAAAGACCUCAUCUUCUCCGGCACUCGAGAGUUCUCUGGUGGAAGGCCUGCGCAAAGAAGCCUAUAGUGAGCUGCACAGACAAGUAGAGCCCUACAACGAUAAAUUUGUGGCAAAUAUGCGGCACAUAGAAGCCAUUGAAGGUUCAGGAGUGCCUUUUCAGACCCUUUUCGGAUCUCUUUCAAGUGACACCACUGGCAGCGAAAAGAGCAAACACAACCAAAAUGUCGAUACUUUGGAGGACCUUAUUACAACCAUUGGCAAGGGUAGUAUCAAGGACUAUAGUGUAUUUACAGAAUGGGAACUUUCAAAGAACCCGCACAUGGCGUACGAUGAUCAAGGAGAGUAUGGUAAUCUCUGGUAG